CUCUCUCUACUUUAAUAAUGUAUGGACUCCUCCUGGACAGUAUUCAGAAGUUCCUUCGUGAGAAGUACGGUGAACAUUACUGGAUCGUAAUAAGGAGACGUGCUAAGCUCACUAAUCACUGGUUUGUCACUCAUGAAGUUUACAGCGACUCAGUGAUGAGCGAUCUUGUCGAUGCUGCUGCUGCAACUCUAGGCGAACCACGGGACAUGGUCAUGAAGAUGUUUGGCGAAUACUUUGUGCAGACAAUUGGGAGAUACGGGUAUGCCCGCCUCCUACGUGUCCUCGGCCGAGACAUGAGGGACUUCUUAAAUGGGCUGGAUGACCUUCACGAGUACCUUCGUUUCAGUUACCCUAAAAUGCGUCCUCCGUCCUUCUUCUGUGAGAAUGAAACCCCUGAUGGUAUGAUCAUGCAUUACACGACUAAGAGACGAGGGUACUUACCCUACGUCACCGGACAGCUCUGUGCCGUUGGAAAGAUCUACCAGAAAGACCUCAAUAUCGAGAUACUCAAGGAGAACUACACGGACCAAGGAGUCCAUGUUGUUCUGGAAUUGAAUUUCGAUAACAGGGAGUUUUAUAAGUCUCGUCGUCCGAGCAUAGUAGCGGAUAGUUUUCACUUGACGGGCACUGCCUUUAUCUCAAUAUUCCCUUUCUGUAUUGUGUUUGAUAGAGAACUGACUAUCAUUACGGUUGGGACAAAGAUGGACGACGUUCUUCCUGAUUUAAAGGGGCGGAGGCUCGACCACGCCUUCGCUCACAGGAAACCGAGGAGUAUUAUCUUAACUUGGGACUCGAUCCUAAUGCACACUAAUUGCAGUUUUGAGCUGAUAUCAAUGGAGCCUGUAAUGCGUCCUCAUGCAAAAGGAACUCAAAGUCCCAGUAUGCAAUACAUUGACGCACCUCCUAACCUCAGGCUCAAGGGACAGAUGAUGCUCACACCUUCAAGAGACUUCAUAAUGUUCCUAUGCUCACCAGUGAUGGAUAGUCCGGAAGAUUUAUAUCAAAGUGGUAUUUUUAUAAAUGACCUUGCUAUGCAUGACUGUACACGAGAGUAUAUACUGGCAGGAUCUCAGCAGAACCCUGAACUGAACCUUGCACUCGAUCAGGAGAAGAUACGAACUAAGCAGCUGGAGGACAGUAUUCAAAAAACAGACGAAUUGAUAUAUCAAAUGAUUCCAAAACAAAUAGCAGACAAGCUAAGGAAUGGAGAAACACCUUUGAACACAUGCAAAGUAUUUUCAAGUGUCAGUAUAUUGUUUAGUGAUAUUGUGAGCUUUACUCCGAUGUGUGCUAGACUCCGCCCAAUGGAAGUCGUUAGUUUAUUGAAUGCAAUGUAUGUGGCAUUUGAUAAUCUUUGUGAGGUCCACCAUGUUUAUAAGGUUCAAACGAUAGGCGAUGCUUACAUGGCGUUGGCAGGUGCUCCAGUGACCACGCCCCAUCAUGCUGAGUACAUGACAGAUUUUGCAUUCUCCAUCAUUGAAGCUAUUGGGAAGAUAAAUGAUCCAUCGACACACGAAUCACUGAAAAUAAGAGUUGGUAUUCACAGUGGUACUGUUGUAGCAGGCGUCGUUGGCUCUAAGAUAUUCAGAUAUGACGUUUUUGGCGACACAGUGAAUACAGCUGCUAGAAUGGAGGCAACCGGGAUUCCAAUGAAGAUACACAUAAGUAAAGCAACUGCUGAUCACUUGGAAGGAACAGACUUUAUAGUACAAGAGAGAGGAGAAGUUGAGCUAAAGGGUAAAGGUAUGAUGAAGACGUACUGGGUUUUAUCAAAGAAGCGAACUAACGGAGACAAUCAAUCCCUCAAUCCACUUCAGAAAAAGAAGCUUUCCUUGCCACAAAAGAAAGGUUCCAUUUCUCCGUCUGAAAUCGACGAGAUUUUCGAGAGACCUUCGAACCGACCUUUAGGGUCUCCUCCAUUGCCGUGCUUCAGAGAGACCCAAGGUUCUCAUAGAAACAGUCUUGUACCAACUAGAGGCGGGACUCCACGUAAUUCAGUAUCACCCAAACCUGAAGAAUGGCCCGAGAUGGAACGACUAAUAAAUGGAAUGAAAGAAGAAGACGACGACUCGACUUUGAUAAAUGAUCUACCUCCUUUUCCUCGCACAACAUCAAGUGCAAGAUACUCCAUUAUCUCUCUAUUACCGAAUCUCCUUCAGCCGAGAGACAGCAUCAUACAAAUGCAGAUUAGAGAAGGAAGGAAUAGUAUUACUUCAUAUCCGAUCGACUUUGAUAAGAACACUAACGAGCCUUCAGAAGUGGUCGAUUCCACCCCUCCUGCUUCUGGGAACAUUUCAACCUUGAAGGAUUUUGAGAGACUAGCCGAAGAGACCGCACAAAACUCACGCAAACUAGCAAACUGGUCGCAUUACGUAGCAUCAAUUGUAGACCAGCAACAAGUAGUGGUAGAAUUAGAUGAUACUACUACUGAUUUAAAGCAAAAUUCUGAUCACCAGGCAACCACCAUCACUACAAGUCAGUUUGGGCCUGACUAUAUUGGAUCAUCAGUUGAUCCUGAGGAUUUUGAUACCCCAAUUGAAAAUGGAAAAGAAACUUGCCCCAUUAAUAAUAUUACAAGUAGAAGAUCCACUUUGGACCACAAUCAAUCAGCAGAGGAUAAUGUAAAUCAAACUAGUUGCAAUAUCAUUUAAAAUAUUAUUUUUGUACAGUAUUUUAUUAUCAUUAA
This is a messenger RNA of Amphimedon queenslandica, 2686 nucleotides long. RefSeq names its product soluble guanylate cyclase 88E-like. Gene Ontology annotation, cellular component: guanylate cyclase complex, soluble. Lineage: Eukaryota; Metazoa; Porifera; Demospongiae; Haplosclerida; Niphatidae. Gene Ontology annotation, biological process: response to oxygen levels; nitric oxide-cGMP-mediated signaling; cGMP biosynthetic process. Gene Ontology annotation, molecular function: guanylate cyclase activity; heme binding. The record is from RefSeq and is a predicted model, not a curated record. The transcript has 10 exons. The coding region runs from base 18 to 2651 and encodes 877 amino acids.